GCCUGCGCAGCAGACCUGGGGGCCAGCACUUCCUCCCCACACGGGGCUGGGCUGGGCUGGGCGGAGGGAAGGAGCCUGCUUGCAGAUGAGGUGACACAUCCCUGCCGGGCCACCCCAAGCAGCAGCUGGGCCAGCAAGCAGCUGGAACACAGGCCACUGUUCCCCUGGGGGCUUCAGAAUGGACCUGUGUCACCCAGACCCAGUGGAGCUGAGCAGUGGGGAGACAGAGGAGCUACAGCGGAUCAAAUGGCACCGGAAGCAGCUUCUGGAGGACAUCCAGAAGCUGAAGGACGAGAUAGCUGACGUGUUUGCCCAGAUCGACUGCUUCGAAAGUGCAGAGGAGAGCCGGAUGGCCCAGAAGAAGAAGGAGCUGUGCAUCGGACGCAAGAAAUUCAACAUGGACCCCAGCAAGGGCAUCCAGUACCUCAUUGAACACAAGCUACUGACGCCUGACGUCCAGGACAUCGCCCGGUUUCUCUACAAAGGCGAAGGCCUCAACAAGACAACCAUAGGUGUCUACUUGGGGGAGAGGGACCCUGUCAACCUGCAGGUCCUCCAGGCCUUUGUGGACUGCCACGAGUUCGCCAACCUCAACCUCGUCCAGGCCCUCAGGCAGUUUCUAUGGAGCUUCCGGCUGCCGGGAGAGGCCCAGAAGAUCGACCGGAUGAUGGAGACCUUCGCCACCCGAUACUGCCUCUGCAACCCGGGCGUCUUCCAGUCCACAGACACCUGCUACGUCCUGUCCUUCUCCAUCAUCAUGCUUAACACCAGCCUCCACAACCCCAACGUCCGGGACAGGCCGCCCUUCGAGCGUUUUGUGUCCAUGAACCGGGGCAUCAAUGAUGGCAGUGACCUGCCCGAGGAGCUGCUAUGGAACCUCUUUGACAGCAUCAAAAGUGAGCCCUUCUCCAUCCCUGAGGAUGACGGCAAUGACCUCACUCACACCUUCUUCAACCCGGACCGCGAGGGCUGGCUGCUGAAGCUGGGGGGCCGAGUGAAAACGUGGAAACGGCGCUGGUUCAUCCUGACCGACAACUGCCUCUACUACUUCGAGUUCACCACUGACAAGGAGCCACGAGGGAUCAUACCCCUUGAGAACCUCUCAGUGCAGAAGGUGGAUGACCCCAAGAAGCCAUUCUGCCUGGAGCUCUACAACCCCAGCUGCCGGGGCCAGAAGAUAAAGGCCUGCAAGACAGAUGGGGACGGCAAGGUGGUGGAAGGCAAACACGAGUCCUACCGGAUCUCGGCCACCAGCGCCGAGGAGCGGGACCAGUGGAUCAAGGCCAUACGUGCCAGCAUCACCCGCGUGCCCUUCUACGACCUCAUCUCUGCUCGAAAGAAGAAGAUUGCCAGCAAGCACUGAGCUUCCUGGGG
Molecule: messenger RNA, 1374 nt
Organism: Orycteropus afer afer
Lineage: Eukaryota; Metazoa; Chordata; Mammalia; Tubulidentata; Orycteropodidae
Gene: CYTH4
Product: cytohesin 4
Biological process (GO): regulation of ARF protein signal transduction
Molecular function (GO): guanyl-nucleotide exchange factor activity
Source: RefSeq, a predicted model, not a curated record